Molecule: messenger RNA, 912 nt
Organism: Aspergillus mulundensis
Lineage: Eukaryota; Fungi; Ascomycota; Eurotiomycetes; Eurotiales; Aspergillaceae
Product: aromatic alcohol reductase
Exons: 1
Coding region: 1-912 (303 amino acids)
Molecular function (GO): oxidoreductase activity
Source: RefSeq, a predicted model, not a curated record
AUGUCGUCCAUAAGAAUCGCCCUUGCCGGCGCAACAGGCAAUCUCGGCAUCCCAAUCUUGCGCGCCCUUCUUGACGCAAACCACACCGUAACUGUCCUCUCGCGAAUCGGUGGGAAUUCAUCGAAGCUCCAGGCACACCCAAAUCUCACGAUCAAGGAAACUGAUUUUACCUCGACCGAGUCCUUAACGACUGCAUUGAAGGCUGCUCAAGCUGAAGUCGUAAUCUCCUGCUAUGCAACAUCCGCGAUCGGAAGCCAGAACCCACUCAUUGAUGCCUCCGUUGCCGUUGGUGUAAAGCGAUUCAUUCCGGCGGAGUUUGGCAUGGACUCUCGCAAUCCGCUGAGUGUCCAAUUGCCGGUUUGUGCGCCGAAGGCUGCGACUCAAAGAUAUUUGGACGAGAAGGUCGCUGCAAACGCUGGAUUUAGCUGGACGGGUGUUGCGAACGGCCUAUUUCUCGACUGGUGUUUGGAAGCCGGCAUCAUACUUGACCUCAAGCAACACUCUGCAACGCUGUACAAUGGAGGCAAUGUUCCGUUUAGUGCGACGCUGCUGAGGGACGUUGCGAAGGCUGUUGUGGGCGUUAUUGAGCACCGGGAUAGAACUGCAAACAGAAUCGUGUACGUUCAUUCUGCGCGGAUCACGCAGAACCAACUGAUCCGAUAUGCCAUCGAUAAUGAUGCAGUGAAAUGGGUCGUGAAUGUUAAGGCAACGGAAGAGGUUAGAUGGGAGAGUCUGGCGGAGUUGGAAAGGCCCAGUGGUGACGUUGAGGCUGCAAUGCUGGGCUUUUGUAUUGUCGGCUCUUGGGACCCCGAGUACGGGUGCGACUUCUCGAGCCAUCUAGAUAAUAACUUGUUAGAAGUGGAGCAGCUCAGCGAACCGCAGCUGAGGGAUGUUGUUGAAAGCUUUCUAUAA